CCUUGCUUGUUCUGUAUAUAUUAUAUGUAAAGAUUAGAGAUACAAAUAUAUAUAACUCCUUGAAAACUCAUAACCCCCACCCUCUGCGUUUCCUCCAGUUCGUUCUCUACACAAUGGCUCUAUCCACCAUAGUCAAAACCUUAAAGGCAUCAUUUCCAAGUGAUGCAUCCUGCGCAAUUAUUAUACUGUUUCUCAUAUUGGUGGGCUCAUCAUCAUCAGUGAGAACGAAUAAUUCUCUACUGAGAAAUAAUCAGCUGAAAGACUUCCCCUGCGAGGAAAUCUAUGUUGUAAGAGAAGGUGAAACUCUUCAUACUAUCAGCGACAAAUGCGGUGAUCCCUUCAUAGUCGAGCAGAAUCCACAUGUUCAUGAUUCCGAUGAUGUUUUUCCUGGUCUUGUCAUCAAGAUUACUCCUAAACAUAGGAAGGUGUAAUCUUCAUCAAGAUAUUGGAAAUUAUAGGCCUUCUUUGUUUUUGUUCUUCAAUAAAAAUAUGAAUAUAGUGUACUUUUGUUAUAUUUCUUGCAUGUAAGGAGGAAAAAAAGAAGAAAAAUUAUGAAAAUUUUACUUUUUUUCUUGUAUACAGCUAAAGAAUAGGGUGCAUAAAUUCCUCGAUA
Olea europaea var. sylvestris is the source of this 613-nucleotide messenger RNA. RefSeq lists its product as uncharacterized. The record is from RefSeq and is a predicted model, not a curated record. Bases 114 to 431 code for a protein of 105 amino acids. The transcript has a single exon. NCBI's taxonomy places the organism in Eukaryota, Viridiplantae, Streptophyta, Magnoliopsida, Lamiales, Oleaceae.